This is a messenger RNA of Cotesia congregata, 210 nucleotides long. Lineage: Eukaryota; Metazoa; Arthropoda; Insecta; Hymenoptera; Braconidae. The record is from the annotation of a GenBank genome assembly.
AUGAGGGCUCUCGUAUUCUGUCUUGUCGCCUUGGCGGCUUAUAAAGCUCAAUAUUUAAUAAUUAUAGGCUUCCUGGAGGCAGGAAGCCCUCAACCAGAAUCUCAUCAAGAUCCACUCCGAUUCUCUUCUAUGAACAAUGGAGAUAAUACCUCUAGACAUCCCAGGUCAACACUACCUCCUCAGGGUCCUCCUACAAUAAAUCCCAAGUGA